Tigriopus californicus is the source of this 4677-nucleotide messenger RNA. RefSeq lists its product as uncharacterized. Lineage: Eukaryota; Metazoa; Arthropoda; Copepoda; Harpacticoida; Harpacticidae. The record is from RefSeq and is a predicted model, not a curated record. The transcript is spliced from 2 exons. Bases 1699 to 4299 code for a protein of 866 amino acids.
ACUUUCACUUCAAAAGCCGGUGGCCUUCCCUCUCUUUGCCGCUUUAACAUUCUGUGCUUCGAGCUCGUUGCUCUCGCCCUUCCUUCCUUCCUUCCGUCCCUUUUAGCCUUCGCUCCUACAGCUCUCUAUCGAGCUUUUAGUUCUUUUUCGGCAGUCCGAUCAAGAGGAUGGUUUGGUCUGAGAAUUAGAAGACCCACCACAACAACAGUUACUACUUUUACUGCCAUAACCAACGCGACAAGUUGGGAAGUGAUGCAUUCACUAGGGAUCACCACAUCGCAAGAACGACGAGAAAUGAGAGGCCGGCAAAAUCGAACUGUCAACCGUCGGUGAGUGAAGAUUGCCUCCUGCCUUCGGGUGGGACUUUCGGAGGAAGUACAGAAGACGGAAAACUCAUAAAACUUUUUUGGCUUCCAUCUCCAUUUUGCCCAAGAAAUCGAUCCCUUGCCAAAGGGAACGAAUGAACGAUCGGUCGGGCGGUUGGAGGAAUAGUGCGAGUGAGUGAGUGAGUGUGGCAGUGGGGCAUCUUGCAUUUAAAUUUCUCAAACAACUUCCUUUCAAUGCGAAGUUGUCAUUGAGUGCAUUUUUCAAAUUUCUCCCAGAGAAGUUCCUCCGACAUCCCUUCACAAGGUCUAUCAAUUAAUCCAGCGCUUGGGAACACAUCCCUGAGUCAACGAGUUCCUCACAUUCAGGCUAACAUUGGAGCAUUAUGUGAGGAAGGCCCAGAUAUAAACAAAGGCCAGGCGAAAGAAGACCAAACCAGGAGGAGAAAACCAAUUGUUUCUGCCUUUUUCUUCUUUCCUGACUUCUUUUGGGAGGCUGGCCGAGGAGAGCUCCUAGCAACCGAUAUGCGUCAGACCAAGGACAUGGGCACGGGCCACCGAGCGGAGAAACCCUUCUAAAUCCAGAGAUUGAGGUGCGUUUUGUGAGGACGAGGCAAAAAAGUCGUGAUCUGUCAUCCAUCUGGGGUAACCAGGCGCCCAGUUCUCGGGUGCUUAGUAGUCAAAACAGCCUUCGUGUGGGUUGGUCCCACAGUCUCUGAAGUGGCUUGGAUACCCAAGGACUCCGAUGAUCAUUACUCCAAAUGAUCUCGUGUGAUGGUGCUCAUCUUGACGAUGAACUCCCUUCUUGGCUGCGUCCACGGGGUGUUUGCGGUGAAUGUGUGAUGAUGUUAUAUCCAUCCAUGUUCAUUCAGGAGAACCACCCAUUCCGGAAUGAGUUUGCAUGUCUGAUGAAUUCUGGUCAAGGCCGAGCCAGAUACUUUUUGUGAGAGUGAGCUAGCUGUCAGGCACAGGGGGAUCACCCUCCCUCACGGUCCACGACAAGGCCUUCAAAAUGAAGUGGGAAUGCAAAGAAGAUGCACCCGAGUCAGCACUCGUCUCUGAGUGGUGAUGGGAAUGAACAAGAGGAUCUUUUAUCUGCUCCCAUCUGAAGUCUGACUCCUUCGGAGUAGAACAACAACGUAACCUUCCAUCCAUGAGGAAGACCGCGUCCAUCCUCCAUCGUACCCCACACGUUCAGACACUAAAGUUUCUGCCUGGAUUGCCACUACUCCGAAAAUGAUGCUCAUGUCAUCUCCAGCGACUGGAAAGCGGCACUAAGAGAAAUGUCAGUAAGUUGUAGCUGGCUGUCUCUUUCACUCUUGAACUGACUAGAUCCAACCCAAACCAACUCCUGAAGUGCCCAACAACAUUUCCAAUGGUUCGCGAGGAGCGGGGCCGAAGAAUGGCGCCCGUAACGUCGAGCCUGAAGACCCACUCAGGGAGUGGCAGCGGGAUUCCAUUCCGAAGCAACCAGAGGAAGGCCUUGACCUCGGGGAUGGAUGCCUAUGGAAGCGAUCGGCUCCGAACCAAUCGCCGCCAUCACUAUCAACCUCCCCGGAGGCGAUUCUUUGGGGAUGAGGGCUUCAAUGAGGAGUCAGGUGGAAGCCUACCUACGCCCACUCCGGUUCAACAAUCGUCUGAGGGUGAAGAGGGUCCUCCUUGGUACCUUGGUAAUGGCGAUUGUUGUCGAUUUGGUGAUGAUGUCGAUGGCGGCCUUUCGGAUGCCUGUACCGCUCAGAGUCGGGACCGUCACAAAGAAGACCCAGUUCUGCCAGGCACCCGCACUGAAAUCGACGUGAUCCGAGACUGGUUCCUCAACAUUUUCCAGCCCGUGGAAAAGACGGCGGAUAUUGAAGUCAUAGACUUUCGAUUUGAAGCCGUCCGGCGGAAAUUCAGAGCCAACGUGGCCGGCCCAAGGCUUUCAAACCCUUCAUCAAGAUCUGCUCGGGCUAAGGAACCCACCACGUCUGAACCGUCUGCACCGUCUGCACCAGAGGCCUCGUUGGCAUUGGGCAAACUCAUGGACGACCGUGGUCGUCUCCACCGCUGUGAUGAAUUCGACCUUGUCUUUGAUGACGAGACCUUGAAUGGAAACAACUUCCGGGUGCUGAAAAAGGCUGAGGUCGACUUGAAAGUGAAUGGCAAGCCUAAACAAUACUCUGUAAUCAUUAAGGUGCUUCCCACGGACGACCCCAGUCGUCAUUGUGACCGACGAAAGUUUUAUUAUCUCAUGAAGUUUGGGAAGGAGGCCCAAGUUUACCAUGAUGUCAUUCAAUGUAUGGCCAUCUAUGACGAGAAGCGAUACCCGAGCGCCUGCGUGGAACCCCCCGUUCCCAAAUGCUAUCUCAGCCAGUUCGACAACCAAAACGACGUGAUGGUUCUUGAAGACCUCGAGUUCAGUGGCUACAAAAAGUAUGACAAAGGGGAUCAUAUCUCGGAUGUGGAUCACUGCCGGGUGGUGCUCCGCCGCCUGGCCCAUUUUCAUGCCAUCUCAACGCUUAUUCAAAGAGACUCUGAAAUGUGCCUGGUGGAUCUGUUUCCAUUUGUGAUUGAUGCAGUUGCCUUCCGGCAACGAUUUCGGGCCCAGGUGGCCAAUGUGCGCCGCCAGCUCUUACCCUAUUUGAACGAGAUGCGGAAAAAGAAGCGAGAUGAGAAGAGGAACGGCAGUCGCAACGACAAACACGAACAAUUGAGGGGUCUGCUCAAGGAGUAUGGCCUGUCCACGGCAACACUGGACUCGAGACGACCUCGACUCCCCAAUGGAACUGAGGAUGACCCCACGAGCACGGAUGAAAGCCAAGACAAAGACCGACCUCCUGAAGAGCUCCUCGAGAGGCAUUUCGAAGAUUUGUUCUGGAAAUUAGUCGAGCUAAGGGCCCCGCCCGGUGAUCGACGCCUGAGUGUGCUUGUCCACGGAGGCUUGGACCUCUCGAACAUAGUCUUCCAGUACGAUGAAGCCAGUGGCAGACCCAUUUGUGCCAAAUUCCUAGAUUUCUCCACUCUGACAGUGUCAAGUCCGGUGAUUGACAUCACCUACUUCCUUCAUCGCUCCGUCCAACCCGGCCUCGCUCGAACGCAUCACGCCACACUGCUCCAACACUACCACCGAGCUCACACCGAGGCCAUUAAAUCAUUUGGGAUGCAUGGCUUUGAGUUGGAACUGGAGACGCUCCUAAACGAGUACCAGGCCAAACAGGAUGUCGGGGCUAUGAUGGGGUGUCUGCUCAAGCCGGCCUUUUUUGUCCUUCAAAAUAUCAAUGCAGAGAAAGACAAAGAGCGUGAGAAUGGGGGAAAGAAUGGAGCCCAUCUAUCUUCUUCCGCUUCAAAGUCCAAAUCGGGUCCAACGAAUAAGUCACUCCCGAGCGGGCCAGGGGGGCCCUCGGAAUCGAGUCUAACUACGGAGGACGACGACUCCCAUGCUCAAAAUGGUUUGACUAAUGGACGGUCCCCACGCAAUCUCGAGCAAGAGGAUGAACCAGACGAGGACGACGAGGAGCAGGAUUUGGACGAGUCUCUGCGGAUCCGGCCCACCAUCCCCACUGAGGUACUCAAGCUAGACAAAAGCCUCGUGCCCAUCGACCUUCAACUCCACCAACACCUGGCCCAACUGACAAAAGAGUGCAGCUGCCCUUGCCAAUACUCCGGCGGAGACGCCCAAGACACCAAUGGAUCUGGUCAGCCUCGGAAUGGGGAUCGAGGAGCAUCCAAUCGAUUAGAGGAGUGUGAACUCACCAUGGCCGAGCUGAGCUCAGAUUCGUUGGAAGAUCUGCACAUCUUGGCGCGGCAGCAGCUCAAGAACUCCAGCGGGCUCAAAACCUUUGACUGUGGAGGUGGAACCAGCGGAAAUCCACUGAAGAAAUUGAUUCGAGGCCUAAUACCACACUCCAGCCAUGCGAAAGACCAAGCCAAUAAUACUACAGGCGCCUCGGCUUCCGAGUCACAACCAACCAAGGGGAAGGAUGAGAAGAAGUCCUGAAAAGCAAUUUAUGGAGUGGGGAGCUCAACAAUGGGGAGGAAAGAAGAUCUCAUACUUAUGGGAACUGCAUAUCAAACUUGCUCAUGCCCAAGAUGUCCGAACUAUAUUUUACUAACUUGCUCUACUAAUAUGAACGUACCCUGUGAUAUUUUGCCUCUCUCGCCGAGUGAAACCAGAAAUGAAUACCAAUGCCAAAAGUAGCAGUACAUACUAUAUACUACGUACUGAAGAGAUCGGUCGACUAGGAUUGCUUGCCACUUUUCAGUCUGUACAAAUGCGCUUCAUUAGAAUCAAUGAGAAACGAAGUAAAUACGACCAUGAUUAAACUCGACUUUCGUUGUGCAUGCAUUGUUUAGGAUGUUCAAUCAGUUCGAAACU